Ostrea edulis (European flat oyster) is the source of this 2945-nucleotide messenger RNA. Its product is annotated as A-kinase anchor protein 7-like. The transcript has 7 exons. The record is from RefSeq and is a predicted model, not a curated record. NCBI's taxonomy places the organism in Eukaryota, Metazoa, Mollusca, Bivalvia, Ostreida, Ostreidae. Gene Ontology annotation, cellular component: cytosol. Gene Ontology annotation, molecular function: protein kinase A regulatory subunit binding. Bases 263 to 931 code for a protein of 222 amino acids.
AUAAUUCAGUUGUACAUGGGGUCGUUGUUAUCACGCUUCUGCAUUGAUCUUGUUUUCCUUUUCGAUGAACUUUUUCCUUAUUACUGGGGUUUGGUGGAAAAUGUAUGCUUCAACUAUCAUGUGCAACUUUGCUUGGGACUAUAGUUACUCGCGCAGCAAGUGAAAGAAAAAAUAGUGACGUCAUUUCAACUUUAACCUUCACUUAGAGAUAAGCAGACAUUCGCCCCACAUAAUAUACUUCUUUGUAAGGCGGGGGGAAAGGAUGGCGGAAUCCAGAGAGAGGAUGACAAUGAAAGCAAGAAAUCCAGGACGGAAUGAUGGCAGGAGACAGUCCCCAAACUACUUUUUGGCCAUACAAAUUACCGAGGAAGAGAUAAUACAAAAAGUAAGAGAGAUUCAGGACAUCAUUUUAGAUAAAGAAAGGAACCUGUCUCACGCGAUGAUAGAUAUACCCACCCUCCACCUCACACUUGGUGUAUAUUGCCUGGAGGAUAGAGCAAGUGUCUUACAGGCAACAGAGUCUCUAAACAGAUUUCACGAGAAGCUGAAAGUUUCGGAUUUUGCGCCACCUUCUUUCACCAUUUCCACAUUGGGAAAUUUCAAUCACAAAGUUGUUUUCGCAUCAUUUGCAGAUGACCAAGGACUAAAAGACCUCAACACCCUCGCCAGAGAUGUUAAAAAAUCACUCGAAGAUGAUGGAUUGUUUACCACAGAUGAUAAAUUCAACCCACAUAUAACCAUCUGCAAGAUGUCUCAAAAUAUGGAUAGACUUCGAAGAUUAGGAAUAGAAAGCAUUGAGCCUUCGCAUUAUGAAGAAAAGAAAUACAUGUAUUUUGGGAAGCAGACAGCUGGAGGUAUCCAACUUUGUUCAAUGAAGGAACCGAAAUCAGAAUCCGGAUACUAUCAUAUCCAACAUGAAAUCAAAUUUUGAUUCUUGAGGACAUACAAGAUCAUAAAGACUCAGUGUGAAUUUAUAUAUAAGUAACAUGCACAUUUAUAAAUAUGUUUAAGAGUGGUAACUCGUAUCAAUAAAGAUCUACAAGACAGAAAUGAGAGCUGGUAUGAUGGAUUUUGAUUCAACAUGCAAUUAGAGAGUAAUUUUGAUGAUGCUGACAUUCAUAUGUACCGUAAUAAUUGUAAGCGGGGAAACCAGCACUUGACGAAGGAAUUGGAAAAAAAAACCUAGUUUAAUGACUGGUAAUAUUUUUUAGGUAUAGGUAAUUGUAAGCUGAUAUUAACCCUUUCUCUACCGGUACAUUUUAGAGGUUUUCAAAGACUAAAUGACAAUAUUUUUAAAUCAAGUUACAUCUGCAUGUAUCACAAUUUUUGGUAGGCAUGUGACAUAUAAUUUUGUUACGAAUUGGACAGGGAACAUUUUUUUUUAUAAAGUUUGUCAUGUUAUCCCAUGACCCCAAAGAGUUCUACGGGGUCAAAGGUCAUUUAAGUGCACAUUUUUGCAAUCUUUUUUCUCUGGAAUAUAUAUAUUACAACCCCUCUCACUAGAUUCGAGUCAAAAAUAGGAAAUUCUAAAUGUAUGAGCUGAUGUGUCUUUUAAAAUACUACAAAACAUCACAAUCAAAUUAAUCAAUUUUAUUGACAAACAGAUAUUUUUGGUUGCUAAGUAACAACACUCAUGGUGUAAUUUUGACCAUAAUUUGCCUUUCUACAUCCAUUCGACACAAUUUAAACAUAAUUACAUUGCAUGAUGAUUGGUAAAUGUCGCAUUAUUUUAAAAAUAUAAUCUUUGACUAGAUCUUAAUCAUUUUAAAAGGUUUUUAACAAAAAAUAUAAUGAAGAGAAUUAAGGUCAAAGGUCAUAAAAUGGAAAUUUCGUACUUCAUAUACAUAUUCAUCAUUUUCUAAUAAUAUGACAGUUUGCCAUUAUGUUCCACUAAAUAGUAUAAAUAUUGCAACAUUAAAACAAAGAUCUUUUCUGUUAAAAUCUAAAAUAAUCUAUUUUUUAUAUUCAAAUAUAUUUGGUUGCUAAGCAACAACACCAUUAUGAUAUCAAGUGCUAUGAGAAAGUAAUGCCCGUUUUUCCUCCCCAAGUUCAUUGUAUACGAAUGUUCAAUUACUUACUUUCAAUCACUAAAUUUAAAUGUACAUGCAUUAUAUUUAACAAAAAUGUUCUUCUUAUAUUCAACCUCUUAAAACAUAUUUCUAGACAUAAUUCUUGAUGCUGGGUUGUUCCGAUAGAGGCAUGCGUUGACCAAUAUCUGUCUAUCGACUGGAACUUCUCAGCAGACAUAUAUAAGAUAUUGCCCAAAAAUCUGAAGGGAAAAAAAAGAUUUUUUUAUACUAAGCCCCAAAUACUGAUGUAUUCUUAAAGCUUUUGAAUACUCAAUUUGCUCUGUAAAUGUUUUCUAUAAUCAAAGCCCUAUGAAAAUUAUGCGUUUAAUUACUUGUAAAAUUAUAUCUGGGGUAAUUGUAAUACACAUUUAAUAAAUGUGUUAGAUGCACAGCCAGAUUAAUUUUGGUAGAGGUAAUCUUAUUAAAAUGCAUUUUAUUAUUCGUUUUAAACUGGAAAUCACUGUUACAAUAUUGGUACUUUAAAAUUAGUAAUACCUGUACAGUUCCUCUUCAGUGAGAGGCUGCGAACUUCCUUGGGAAGCAUAGACAAUCCUUCCCCCUAUAUAUGACCAUCUCAGCAUAAUGGUUGGUGGCAACACAUAUGGAGAAAACCAAAUCUUCUGUCAAAAACAGCUUUAUAAAAUCUGCAAUUCUCUGAAUAAUCAGGUCCCAUAUCUGAAAGAAAAUUGCAAAUAAAAUCAGUAUUGGCCACCAUACCUUAUUUGUCAGCAUUUAAAACACUUAUCAUACCUUAUAAUUAGAAACAGAAUUAUGAUUUUCCGUGUUUUGUCUCUUUUUGUAUGUAUGUUAUAUGUAGUAAUGCAACGAUCAACAGUAAAAUGGUACACGCAUAUCAGUGUACCAUAAUGCCAUGAU